CGCGCCGCGAGGUGUAGCGUCUGGUAGAGGUUAGGUGGAGCUGCCUGGGGGCUGCUGGGGUCUUCGCCGCCGCCGCCGCCUCCUCCCUCCCUUCCUUUUCCCCGUCCUCUUCUCCCGGGUCCUAGGAGCCCCCGCGUGGGAACACCCUGCCAUUCUCAGAAGUCCAACGGCUGUCCACACAGAGCCAGGGAGAACAGGCCCUGUCCACGAGGGUGUGGGAAGGAAGAGGUAACAUCAAGCGGGCUCGUGCCUUCCGAUGCUUCCAGGCUUUUCCUUAGAGACUGGUAAAUGAGGACGAGAUGAGCCUGCAGAGCCUGACGGUGACAGUUCCAACCCCAUUCUCUUCCAUGGAUCCUGGGAACAGAGUAAUAGCUGGGGCGGCUGGCCGGGGUGGCCCUGAACACCUUGGAGGGGGGCGUGGGUAGGUGGCCAGAUGAUCAUGAAGGAUUCACAGACACAUUCCACUUGCUGAGGAGCAGAAGUUCCCUAGGAGCAAAGGGUCUCACUUCCCCUCCAAGCUAGCCCAGAGUGCAGGAAGCCAGACCGCCCAGGCCCCUCCCCUGUCCCUGCGGCCAUGUGGCUCCUUCCUUGCUGUGAUCCCAGCAGGGCAGAGUGCAGGAGGACCUCCUGCGGGUUGACUGACAGCCCCGCCGUUCCCUCUGACUCCUAGGGACCUCCUGCCCACCUCAGUCUGGACUCUGGGAGGCAAAGUGUAGACAGGGCCCCAGAACUCAUGUUUACUAAUGAAUCCAAGCUGUUAGGACAAAUGUCAGAGUUAUGCUUGCCAUUUCCCGGCCUAGAUGUGCCUCCCCUGGCUUGUUCCUAGAAUGUACCCGUAAGUGGAAUUCCUGUAAAUUGGAUUAUUCGGGGGACCUUGACAUUUAAAGGAAUCAUGUUGUAAGGCUUUUGGUAAAGCAAAAAAUUGUAUCGUCAGUAAAGGGCUUCAGUGAUACCAGGUUUGAAUGAUUUGAUUUUUGUCUGCAGGAUUUUCUUAAAAGUGGAGAAUGACUGGCCGCACAAAGGUCCUUCUCCGAUUCAUUCAGCAAAACCAGUUGGUAAACACCCACCUCGCAGCAGGUGUUAGGCUAAUGGUGUAGACUUAGCGUCCCUGGGCCUCCUGGGAGGGAAGGCAGACAGACAGGCAGAGGGAGUACAGCCAGGGAAGCGUCUGGCCCCGGAUUUAUUCUGUUCAUCUGAUCGGAAGGGAACUUGUUGAAUACCUAUGAGCUACGAGACGCAGGAGAAAUACAGUGAUACAUCUCAGGGUGUCGCCACUGCUUUCUGGAGUUCCCAGUCCAGUGGGGUGAUAGACGCAAAUACAAAGCCAGCAGUUCGUGUGAGGGGGACGGGGCCGGACUCGCUGAGCUCGCCCGAGUGGGAGCACGGCUGCGUGGCCGGCUUUGGUGCUGUCCUUCCUGAGGGGGACAGGGCCGGACUCGCUCAGCUCGUCCGAGGGGGAGCACGGCUGCGUGGCCGGCUUUGGUGCUGUCCUUCCUGAGGGGGACAGGGCCGGACUCGCUCAGCUCGUCCGAGGGGGAGCACGGCUGCGUGGCCGGCUUUGGUGCUGUCCUUCCUGGUGACAGCGGAGGGGCUGGGAAAGAGUUGCCGUGGUGCCUGUCGGCGGGGGCUGGGGAGCCCACUUGGCCUUUCAGACCGCGUCCACGUAAGCAGCCCCCAAACCCAGGAAGGUGGAUGGUAACAUUUAAGCUGCUGGCUCCCUCUCCUGUCAGUUCUCAGGGAGCUACGGUGACACUUACUGUGCCACAUCUGCAUUCUUGGGGACUGGCAGGUCUCCACAUGCUUUUGCUUGUCACGUUCCUGGAGGCUGGAACGAGAGUUCAUUCUCACAAGCAGCGCGCCGCUUCCUCCUGUGGGCUGGGGCGCAGGUGUGGGACGCUGCCGUGAGCCAGGGCUGGGGGCAGUAUUUAGAACUGAGGCCCCCCAGCCUGUCACCCCGAAGGGCUCUUGGGUUGGUGCUGUAACUGGAACCGUCCUCAUUGGAGUCCCAAGCCCUGUACCUGAACAGGGAAGGGAGGGGAUCCGUCUGAGAGCUGAUUCGAGAACCUGAAGCGGGGGGGGAGCCAGGGGUCUCUGGGGGCACAGUGGAAGGGGUUUAUGGAGGGUGGAAACAGUGGCAAAGCCCAGGUCUAAGGGCGACCCUGGUGGGGCCUGUGGAUGCUGUCGGCUCCCUCCUGUUCCGCAGAAGGCCCGCGUGUGACCCCUGUCCCCGGGGAACGCCCGGGUCCACAGAAGGAGCCAGGUCCGGGGACGAGGCGGCGGCCCCCUUCCCAUCUGUUCCCAGCAGCCAGGCCAGGCCCUCCCCCGGUGCCCCCACUGGCUGGCUGGCGUCUCCGGAAAGGGCUGGCCGUGGCAGAAGUGGAAUUGCGUCAGGGAGCAGCAUUUCUGAGUUGUUUGGCUGGGGUGGUCCUGCUGCUUCUGGAAGGUUCCUUGUCUUCCAGGACAAGUUCAGAGUGCAGGUGUAUGUCGGAGGCUAGCUACAGCCAUGGCAGUGAAGAUCCUCAGCGCUUCUUGUUUUGUUCCCCUGCGCUGCUUCUGGGCCCUCAGUUGUGUGUCGAAGGCCCGUGCUUGUCCUCAGGGCGCUUUUCUGUUACUUCUCUUGAAGCUCUUAAAGCACUUCUCGGUCUUACGGGGGUUUCAGCUGGUUUUGAGGACCAUACUGGGAGGUCAGUGACUUAACUACAGCCCCGUGGAGUACUGUAAAGGGGGCGGAGUGAGCCCCCGGGAGCACAGACUUGCACAGCUUUCCUGGGGGACUGGGGGCUUUCACCCCUGCACUGAGGGACUCCUGUGGCUCGGUGCCGGGACGCAGUGGUGAAAAGGCAAGGUCCUACCUCGGGGGCUUCCAUUCUAGUGGAGGCCAGACGGUCAGUAAACUGUCAUUUCAGCUAGAAAUACGCACUCCGAAGGCAGGAACCACGGGCAUCGGGUAAUCGUGUUGGAGGAAGGCACCUUAGACUGGUCAGGGAAGGCCUCUUUGAGGUGACACGUAAGUGAAACCCUGUGUUGAAAAUCAGCUGCUCACGGGGGAAGGCCCAGGGCUCGGCAAACGCACGGGCCCCUUGACCUUGGGUAGGAUGCCACCGUGUGCAUCGCCUCCCUCCCCUACACGGGGCUCGUGGGGUGCCUGGGUCGCGGUGAGUCGUGAGGGUCCAGUGGCCAGCGAAGAGUGAGCAACGCGUGUGGGCAGAGGAUGGGUGGCUGCUACCCCUGUUCUGUCUCCUGGCACGGCGCUGCCGUUCCUGCACCGUCGCCACUCAGCCCCCGCAGGCUGGGUCCCCGCACCCCCCUGCCCUUCAGAAACUCAGCUGAUCAGUUUCGCGUUGUUGACAGACUGGACCCGUGGCCCCAGGCUCACUCAGGGCGCUGUACUCCAGGCCCCGUCUGCCAGGACGGGCUCACCUCCCACACUCUUUUCUCUGUCCACACUGCAGCCAGCCCAGCCGUCCCCAGCCCUCUGUGUGGCACGCGUGCCAUGCCACCUCUGCUCUGUCCCUGUCCCCUUCCAGAGCAUUCCUUGUCCUCCGGGCCCGGCCUUCUCCUGGCUGCUGCCCCGCCCGCCAUUCGGAAGGGACGACUCUACCCCUCAAGUUCCCAUAGCCCUUUGUGGCUCAACGAGAGUCCUCGUUUCUGCCUCGUGUUCUCGUUGGUUCCAUUUCUUCCCUGUCUCCCCUGCUGUAAGCCUCUGGGUGUUGAACCUUAUCUGGACAAGCCUUACGGCGGCUGGAACGGCCCUGCGCACGGCGAGCAUCUGUAGAUGAGCGCGGUGCCUCGGGAGAGGUGUGACCCUCCACCCCCUACGCGGUGUGGCCCAGCUGGCUGAAUGUGGCGCUGGCGGUGGGCCUCCGCUCUGCCAUCAAGGCCCGGCCGUCUGCUUUCACUCUCCCCUGUAGCCCACGCGGCUGCCAACGCAGCCUUCCAGAAGCACACAUCUCAGGCCACUCCCUGCUUAACCUAGAGUAGUUCCGGCUCGCUGCUCUUUGGUGUGAAGUCGGAACUAGCAAACAUGACCCUUAGGACCCCGAGUUUCCCGUUGGAAGGGCAACGCACGCGCCUGUCUUCCUGGUUGCUGAGCGAACGCUUCCUCAUCCUCGAUGUUAGCUGGUGUGUCGCUUCUCCUGACACCUGUGCUCUGCCAGCACCUUGUACCUCUCCGCAGCCCUCACACAUGUCUGAUCGUGUAUCCGCCUGGCCGUCUCCCUGUUCACAGACAGCACCUGGCACAGAGUCAGGCUCAUGGGGACACCGCUGCUGAGUCUGGUGCCUGAGCAAAGACGUGGCUGGUGACAGCAUGACGAGCGAGGUGAUAGAGGACGAGAAACAAUUCUAUUCCAAGGCCAAGACGUACUGGAAGGAGGUCCCGGCCACCGUGGACGGCAUGCUCGGGGGGUAUGGCCACAUCUCCAGCAUCGACAUCACCAGCUCCCGGAAGUUCCUGCAGAGGUUUCUGAGGGAAGGCCCAAACAAGACGGGAACCUCGUACGCCCUGGACUGCGGAGCCGGCAUCGGAAGGAUCACCAAGAGGCUGCUCUUGCCUCUCUUCGGAGUGGUGGACAUGGUGGACGUGACGGAGGACUUUCUGGUCAAGGCCAAGACCUACCUGGGUGAGGAAGGCAAGAGAGUGAGGAACUUCUUCUGCUGCGGCCUCCAGGACUUUAGCCCGGAGCCGCACUCUUACGACGUCAUCUGGAUCCAGUGGGUGAUAGGCCACCUGACCGAUCAGCACCUGGCCGAGUUCCUGCGGCGCUGCAAGCGGGGCCUCCGCCCCAACGGCAUCAUCGUCAUCAAAGACAACAUGGCCCAGGAGGGCGUGAUCCUGGACGAUGUGGACAGCAGCGUGUGCCGGGACCUCGAUGUGGUCCACAGGAUCGUCCGCAGCGCAGGCCUCAGCCUCCUGGCCCAGGAGCGGCAGGAGAACCUUCCGGACGAGAUCUACCACGUGUACAGCUUAGCCCUGAGAUGAGCGGGGCUGGCAGGAGAGAGGGACCAGUGUGGGUGGGGGAGGACUGGCACCUGCACGCGGUCCACACGCUCAACCUCGAUGGUUCGGGGGUGCUGAGCGGGGCCACGAAAUAUACCUGUCUGCCGUCCACUCACUAUACAGACUCUUAUUAAAAAGGCAUAAGGGGACCCAGUCGGGAGGGGUGCCACUGAAUGGGGCAGCGAGGCCGGAGUGAGCGGCGGGGACUGGGCCCUGUGGACCCAUGCGACCCCUGGGCCUCCGAUGCUCGCCUCGUGGGAAUCCGGCGGUCCCAUCAGAAGUGAGACUCCCUGCUCUCCAGUAACAGCACCUGGCCUUCCUGCCACAGGCCUGGCUGGCGUAAGAGGAAGAGAGUAACCACUAAAGCGGUUGCAGAGGACCUUAUACCUCCAGAGGGGAGGGGAGCGGAGCUGGGCCCGUGGAGCCUGCGGCCCUCAGCACCCUCCUGCCUGCGCUGAGCCUACGUGGUGCCUGCCGAGUGGUGCAGUUGAUGGGAUGUCCACGUUCCGGGUGCUAUUUGGAGAUGGGGCCCUGGGGCCCUUAACGUGACCGUCACCACAGCCUGCAGGGAGGGGAGAGGCCUGGAGCUUCCCUCUCGGCUGUGCCUUGUGGCUCCUCCUUAGGGGGCAUUUUCAGUCAAAAAUAAAAGGGUGAACCCCUGUACUGGA
Molecule: messenger RNA, 5667 nt
Organism: Globicephala melas (long-finned pilot whale)
Lineage: Eukaryota; Metazoa; Chordata; Mammalia; Artiodactyla; Delphinidae
Source: RefSeq, a predicted model, not a curated record